This is a messenger RNA of Crotalus tigris (Tiger rattlesnake), 2728 nucleotides long. Its product is annotated as MARVEL domain-containing protein 3-like. The transcript is spliced from 4 exons. Gene Ontology annotation, cellular component: membrane. The record is from RefSeq and is a predicted model, not a curated record. The coding region runs from base 414 to 1370 and encodes 318 amino acids. NCBI's taxonomy places the organism in Eukaryota, Metazoa, Chordata, Lepidosauria, Squamata, Viperidae.
CAGGUCGCUCCUAUUUGCUUUGAGCGUCUCAGAAACUGCGGGCGCUGCAGACUGAAACUUGAUCCUUCCCGAGAUCGGAAGGUUGGCGGGGCUGAGCGACUGUGGGACUGUACGUGGCCGUGCGAAGUUUCACCUAGCAGCGCCUUCUCUCUUGCGGCCGCACGAACCAGGAAACGCAGAGCUCCUCCGGCCCUAGUCCUCGGAAGGGACUCCCGGCUGGGAAGAGACAAGGCUGAAAAAAUUCCCGGCGCGUUGCUGAACGAAGGGAGGCCCUUCAGCAGCUCUGGGGAUUACCUUUGUGCCUUAUUUUGUGUUUCUAACCGAGUAACAAAAUUGUUGACUGAAUGUUAGCCAUUCAUCAAAUUGAAGCAGAAGCAAGCUCCACUUGUAGGUAACUUCAGCCAAAAUAGAAGAUGCCCCAUUCCGGGAAAUUUCAUCAAGACAGAGCCUACAUUCCUAGGGAGAACCCCAAUUAUUUUGAUAAAAGAAGCAGGCAACCAAAUUCAUCCGGUGGAAGGUUGUCGCAAGGAACAACUGAACAUUCAAGAUCUUCCUCUGCUUUUGCAGACCUUGAGCAGAACCAUCUUGGACCAAGGCACGGUUAUGACAAUCCGCCACCUCCCUACAAUCCUUCCCAAAAAACCUUUUCAGAGAAAUGCUCAAACCUGUGCUCCCGAAGAGGUGCCUUGCAGUUUGUCGAAGUCACUGUCAACAUCUUGGUGCUGAUCUGCAUAGGAGCAACACAGGCGGGGGUCUCCGGUUUCACUUCCCUGGGUGGCCUAGGCUCUUUCAACCUCAACUCAAUGUAUAGUCCAUUUCAGGGGAGCGAACUGCAAGAGGUGACCGAGGUGGACAUGCAGUACAGCCAGCUGAGAGCCCCUUGUGUGUACGGAGGGGUAGGCUUCAGCCUGACAAUGAUGUGCCUAACGCUUCUGUUUCUCAUCGGUGGAGCAAAGCCGAUUCAUCGCCUUUCCCUUGGACUGCUUGCCGCUGAGUGUCUCUUCGACAUCCUUGCCUGCCUUGUUUAUAUAGCAGCAGUUGGCCUCUAUCUCCACUUCGUCAUUCAAGUCAACGCCACGGAUGUGUGCCUAAGGAGAGAAAGACUCUACGCAAGGCGAGGUUACACUUCAGUGAAUUGCAGCGUGCAAGGUGGGGAUGCUGCUGUGGCUCUUUUUGGCCUGGUGGCUGCUUGCCUGUAUUUUGGGAGCUUUGUGGUCUGCAUUCUCACCCUUCGAGAGGUACGGCUGUUUCAGAAGCAGCAGGACAAUCGUUAUCAUCUCGAGAGACCCUACAGAGAAGAAGACCAUCCGAAGCCCUAUAGGGGCAAAGAAAACAUACAUGCCGAAAGGACUUUUGGCACACUUGUGUAAUCUACACCAGGUAUCUCAAUGAAGUCAGACUAAAAAAAAAAAAAAAAAGGAUUUUUUUUUACCCCAAAGGAUAGUUGUAUAUAAUACAAUAUCAAAGAUCUAUUUUAAAAUUUAUUCUUCCUAGCUAGGAACAUAGUUCUGUAGUUAGUUCCAUAACUAUCUUUACAGAAAAAGGGAAGAAAUUGCAGAAAUUAUUGCAAGGUGUGUUUGUUUUUUGCCUGGAUAUAUGUUUUUUUUCACUAAGAUCUCCUCUGUAUCACUGUCAUAAAAUCCCACCUGGAAGUGUCCCUGAAAUCACCAAUGAACUUAGCUUGCCUUGAAGAUAUUUAUCCAUAACGAUAGUGAGAUAGUUAUUGCAAAGAUUGAAUAUGCGGAAGUUCAGUUAUUUUAAUUAUGUAUUGAUUAUCCUUGUAAAUGACCCAGAAAUCAGUUAUUAGCUCCAGAUUGAGACUUAAUGGUGUUGACCCAUCAACUCUAUUAUAUUCAGAAAUUUCUUCUUUGUAAGUGCCUGACUGAAUAGGAAAACUGGGCAAUAGUUCACUAUCAUUUAAGUACAUUGAUAUAGUACACCUUGCCUGCCUUUGUGCUCUUAAAGGGCCUGAGACAAUCACCUGCCAUGUGUGUGUGUGUGUGUGUGUGUGUGUGUGUGUGUGUGUGUGUGUAUUAUUCUUAAGAGGAUUUUCAAAAAUAGAGCCAAUAACAAAGUUGAAACAAUGCUUGGGUCUUUUCUUUUACUUCCAUUCUGGGAAAUAUUUGAGUGUCUGGACAAUUUAAAAUAGGAAAGACAUUCUCUCCAUAUCUUCAGUGUUGUGUAGAAACUCUUCUCUUCAAUGGUGUCAGGUGACCGAAAGUCAGAAAGCCCCCAGGAAAAGUAUGGGGGGGGGGUUUUCCCAAAUUAAUUCAUCCUAAAUUAAUUCAAAACCAUUCUGUGUGUAUGGGGGGGGGGCAGUCACUGGUCCUGGCCUUAUUGCUUUUUAAAUUGAUAGAUCAGCUUGUAUAAACGGGUAUAGCCAUAAUUUCCCAAUUUCCAAGAAAGUCAGGAAAGAUGAGACAUUCUGGGCCCUGCCUGAAGCAGCUUUGUAUGCUGCCUUUAUAGAGCUUAAAGAGGGUUUUGAUCCAGUAUCUAAGGAAAUGCUUUCAUAUUAAUAUUCUCAGCUAGGAACUGGGAGUUUGUGAGUUCUAGUCCCACCUUAGCCAUCAAAAGCAGAUGAGUGGCCUUGGGCCAGUCACUCUUUCUCUCCACCCACCUCACCUCACAGAGUUGUGGCUGUGGGAAAAAUAAGAGGAAGAAGGCAUUUUAGAUGUGUUCGCCACCUUGAGCUGUUUAUAUAUAUAUAAAAAUAAAGAUGUAAAUUAAA